Molecule: messenger RNA, 496 nt
Organism: Drosophila serrata
Lineage: Eukaryota; Metazoa; Arthropoda; Insecta; Diptera; Drosophilidae
Gene: SLIRP2
Product: SRA stem-loop interacting RNA binding protein 2
Cellular component (GO): nucleus
Molecular function (GO): RNA binding
Source: RefSeq, a predicted model, not a curated record
AAGUUUUAUUAAUAAUUAAUAUAAAGUAAUAAUAGCGCAGUUUUUGUGUUCAGACAGACGGGAUAUGCCAGAUAUAACCUGAACUAAACUGGCAACACUGCUUUAUCCACAAAUUUACAUAAUCAUGUCCAGCGGAUUCGUGCGCAGCAGCUACAAAUUAUUCGUCGGCAACCUCCCGUGGACAAUUAGCAGCAAGGAGCUGCGGACGUACUUCUCUCGCUACGGGCACGUCGCCAACGCGGAGGUAGUCUUUGACCGGCAACUGGGCCUGUCAAAGCACUAUGGCUUCGUAGUUUUCAGCCAGCGAGACGCCUUCAACAGCGCCAGCAACCAAAACACGCACUUCCUGGAGGGUCGCGUCCUCACCGUCCAGAGGGCUAAUGAAACUGCCUAGGAUACGUGAACUAGAUUUAUUUUAAGUCCAGGUUGGAAACUGCUAAGUAGUACACAAAACGUAAAGAAUGAAAACAUCGCUUUGAAUUUGGGGCUACGCACA